This is a messenger RNA of Procambarus clarkii (red swamp crayfish), 4704 nucleotides long. The record is from RefSeq and is a predicted model, not a curated record. NCBI's taxonomy places the organism in Eukaryota, Metazoa, Arthropoda, Malacostraca, Decapoda, Cambaridae.
AUGAUUGCUGAGGAUGCGUCACCGUCCCCGCCUCCGUCAGCGUCACCGUCCCCGCCUCCGUCAGCGUCCCCGCCUCCGUCAGCGUCACCGUCCCUGCCUCCGUCAUCAUCCCCGCCUCCGUCAUCAUCCCCGCCUCCGUCAUCAUCCCCGCCUCCGUCAUCGUCCCCGCCUCCGUCAUCAUCCCCGCCUCCGUCACCGUCCCCGCCUAGCUCCGUCACCGUCCCCGCCUCCGUCACCGUCCCCGCCUCCGUCAUCGUCCCCGCCUCCGUCAUCAUCCCCGCCUCCGUCACUGUCCCCGCCUCCGUCAUCGUCCCCGCCUCCGUCAUCAUCUCCGUCAGCGUCCCCGCCUCCGUCAGCGUCCCCGCCUCCGUCAUCAUCCCCGCCUCCGUCAGCGUCCCCGCCUCCGUCAGCGUCCCCGCCUCCGUCAUCGUCCCCGCCUCCGUCAUCGUCCCCGCCUCCGUCAUCGUCCCCGCCUCCGUCAUCAUCCCCGCCUCCGUCAUCAUCCCCGCCUCCGUCAUCGUCCCCGCCUCCGUCAUCAUCCCCGCCUCCGUCACCGUCCCCGCCUCCGUCACCGUCCCCGCCUCCGUCAUCGUCCCCGCCUCCGUCACCGUCCCCGCCUCCGUCACCGUCCCCGCCUCCGUCAUCAUCCCCGCCUCCGUCACCGUCCCCGCCUCCGUCAUCGUCCCCGCCUCCGUCAUCAUCCCCGCCUCCGUCAGCGUCCCCGCCUCCGUCAGCGUCUCCGCCUCCGUCAGCGUCCCCGGCUCCGUCAGCGUCUCCGCCUCCGUCAGCGUCCCCGGCUCCGUCAGCGUCCCCGCCUCCGUCAUUGUCCCCGCCUCCGUCAUCAUCCCCGCCUCCGUCAGCGUCCCCGCCUCCGUCAGCGUCCCCGGCUCCGUCAUCAUCCCCGCCAUCAUCUCCGUCAGUGUCCCCGCCUCCGUCACCGUCCCCGCCUCCGUCACCGUCCCCGCCUCCGUCAGCGUCCCCGCCUCCGUCAUUGUCCCCGCCUCCGUCAUCAUCCCCGCCUCCGUCAGCGUCCCCACCUCCGUCAGCGUCCCCGCCUCCGUCAGCGUCUCCGCCUCCGUCAGCGUCCCCGCCUCCGUCAGCGUCUCCGCCUCCGUCAGCGUCCCCGGCUCCGUCAGCGUCCCCGCCUCCGUCAUAGCCCCCGCCUCCGUCAUCAUCCCCGCCUCCGUCACCGUCCCCGCCUCCGUCACCGUCCCCGCCUCCGUCACCGUCCCCGCCUCCGUCACCGUCCCCGCCUCCGUCAUCAUCUCCGUCAGCGUCCCCGCCUCCGUCAUUAUCUCCGUCAGCGUCCCCGCCUCCGUCAGCGUCCCCGGCUCCGUCAGCGUCCCCGGCUCCGUCAUUGUCCCCGCCUCCGUCAUCGUCCCCGCCUCCGUCAGCGUCCCCGCCUCCGUCAGCGUCCCCGCCUCCGUCAGCGUCCCCGGCUCCGUCAGCGUCCCCGGCUCCGUCAGCGUCCCCGGCUCCGUCAGCGUCCCCGGCUCCGUCAGCGUCCCCGGCUCCGUCAGCGUCCCCGGCUCCGUCAGCGUCCCCGCCUCCGUCAGCGUCCCCGGCUCCGUCAGCGUCCCCGGCUCCGUCAGCGUCCCCGCCUCCGUCAGCGUCCCCGGCUCCGUCAGCGUCCCCGCCUCCGUCAGCGUCCCCGCCUCCGUCAGCGUCCCCGCCUCCGUCAGCGUCCCCGGCUCCGUCAGCGUCCCCGGCUCCGUCAGCGUCCCCGCCUCCGUCAGCGUCCCCGGCUCCGUCAGCGUCCCCGCCUCCGUCAGUGUCCCCGCCUCCGUCAGUGUCCCCGCCUCCGUCAGCGCCACCGUGGCCGCCUCCGUCAGCGCCACCGUGGCCGCCUCCGUCAGCGCCACCGUGGCCGCCUCCGUCAGCGCCACCGUGGCCGCCUCCGUCAGCGCCACCGUGGCCGCCUCCGUCAGCGCCACCGUGGCCGCCUCCGUCAGCGCCACCGUGGCCGCCUCCGUCAGCGCCACCGUGGCCGCCUCCGUCAGCGCCACCGUGGCCGCCUCUGGCCACUACCACAUUACACGGUUCCCACACCAUAAAGGAAGUAGUGAGACUUGUGCCAGGGGCUAUGAUGGGGCCGGCAGCAGUAGUCUGGUGGUCGGCAGCAGUAGUCUGGUGACCAGCAGCAGUAGUCUGGUGACCAGCAGCAGUAGUCUGGUGACCAGCAGCAGUAGUCUGGUGACCAGCAGCAGUAGUCUGGUGACCAGCAGCAGUAGUCUGGUGACCAGCAGCAGUAGUCUGGUGGCCAGCAGCAGUAGUCUGGUGGUCAGCAGCAGUAGUCUGGUGGUCAGCAGCAGUAGUCUGGUGGUCGGCAGCAGUAGUCUGGUGGUCGGCAGCAGUAGUCUGGUGGCCAGCAGCAGUAGUCUGGUGGCCAGCAGCAGUAGUCUGGUGGUCGGCAGCAGUAGUCUGGUGGCCAGCAGCAGUAGUCUGGUGGCCAGCAGCAGUAGUCUGGUGACCAGCAGCAGUAGUCUGGUGACCAGCAGCAGUAGUCUGGUGACCAGCAGCAGUAGUCUGGUGGUCGGCAGCAGUAGUCUGGUGACCAGCAGCAGUAGUCUGGUGGCCAGCAGCAGUAGUCUGGUGACCAGCAGCAGUAGUCUGGUGGUCGGCAGCAGUAGUCUGGUGGCCAGCAGCAGUAGUCUGGUGACCAGCAGCAGUAGUCUGGUGACCAGCAGCAGUAGUCUGGUGGUCGGCAGCAGUAGUCUGGUGACCAGCAGCAGUAGUCUGGUGACCAGCAGCAGUAGUCUGGUGACCAGCAGCAGUAGUCUGGUGACCAGCAGCAGUAGUCUGGUGGCCAGCAGCAGUAGUCUGGUGACCAGCAGCAGUAGUCUGGUGACCAGCAGCAGUAGUCUGGUGACCAGCAGCAGUAGUCUGGUGACCAGCAGCAGUAGUCUGGUGACCAGCAGCAGUAGUCUGGUGACCAGCAGCAGUAGUCUGGUGGCCAGCAGCAGUAGUCUGGUGACCAGCAGCAGUAGUCUGGUGGUCGGCAGCAGUAGUCUGGUGGUCAGCAGCAGUAGUCUGGUGGUCGGCAGCAGUAGUCUGGUGGUCAGCAGCAGUAGUCUGGUGGUCGGCAGCAGUAGUCUGGUGGCCAGCAGCAGUAGUCUGGUGGUCGGCAGCAGUAGUCUGGUGACCAGCAGCAGUAGUCUGGUGGUCGGCAGCAGUAGUCUGGUGGCCAGCAGCAGUAGUCUGGUGGUCGGCAGCAGUAGUCUGGUGACCAGCAGCAGUAGUCUGGUGGCCGGCAGCAGUAGUCUGGUGGCCGGCAGCAGUAGUCUGGUGGCCAGCAGCAGUAGUCUGGUGACCAGCAGCAGUAGUCUGGUGACCAGCAGCAGUAGUCUGGUGGCCAGCAGCAGUAGUCUGGUGACCAGCAGCAGUAGUCUGGUGACCAGCAGCAGUAGUCUGGUGACCAGCAGCAGUAGUCUGGUGACCAGCAGCAGUAGUCUGGUGACCAGCAGCAGUAGUCUGGUGACCAGCAGCAGUAGUCUGGUGACCAGCAGCAGUAGUCUGGUGACCAGCAGCAGUAGUCUGGUGACCAGCAGCAGUAGUCUGGUGGUCGGCAGCAGUAGUCUGGUGACCAGCAGCAGUAGUCUGGUGACCAGCAGCAGUAGUCUGGUGGUCGGCAGCAGUAGUCUGGUGACCAGCCGCAGUAGUCUGGUGGCCAGCCGCAGUAGUCUGGUGGCCAGCAGCAGUAGUCUGGUGACCAGCAGCAGUAGUCUGGUGGCCAGCAGCAGUAGUCUGGUGACCAGCAGCAGUAGUCUGGUGACCAGCAGCAGUAGUCUGGUGACCAGCAGCAGUAGUCUGGUGACCAGCAGCAGUAGUCUGGUGGUCGGCAGCAGUAGUCUGGUGGCCAGCAGCAGUAGUCUGGUGACCAGCAGCAAUAGUCUGGUGGCCAGCAGCAGUAGUCUGGUGACCAGCAGCAGUAGUCUGGUGGCCAGCAGCAGUAGUCUGGUGGUCAGCAGCAGUAGUCUGGUGACCAGCAGCAGUAGUCUGGUGGUCAGCAGCAGUAGUCUGGUGGUCGGCAGCAGUAGUCUGGUGGCCAGCAGCAGUAGUCUGGUGACCAGCAGCAGUAGUCUGGUGACCAGCAGCAGUAGUCUGGUGACCAGCAGCAGUAGUCUGGUGGUCAGCAGCAGUAGUCUGGUGGUCAGCAGCAGUAGUCUGGUGGCCAGCAGCAGUAGUCUGGUGACCAGCAGCAGUAGUCUGGUGACCAGCAGCAGUAGUCUGGUGACCAGCAGCAGUAGUCUGGUGACCAGCAGCAGUAGUCUGGUGACCAGCAGCAGUAGUCUGGUGACCAGCAGCAGUAGUCUGGUGGCCAGCAGCAGUAGUCUGGUGACCAGCAGCAGUAGUCUGGUGACCAGCAGCAGUAGUCUGGUGACCAGCAGCAGUAGUCUGGUGACCAGCAGCAGUAGUCUGGUGGCCAGCAGCAGUAGUCUGGUGGUCAGCAGCAGUAGUCUGGUGACCAGCAGCAGUAGUCUGGUGACCAGCAGCAGUAGUCUGGUGACCAGCAGCAGUAGUCUGGUGGUCGGCAGCAGUAGUCUGGGAAAUACUUUUAUUGGCAUGACAACGGAAAUUGCAGGUUUGUUUGGAGGAGGAGUUGAUUCAAGAACUUCCAGCGCCAUGGAAGAAGUUAAUGGAGGAAACUUCGAGGCUGGAGAGGUGAAGGCUGAGCUCUGUGGAAGAGCAGAACCCCCAGAGUGA